AUGGGAGAAGCGAAAUGCCUCAUUGCCAUUGAAAGCAAUCUCAAGCUAAGCCAAACCUUUCAAGCUGGACGGACUGCAGUUCACAGGUUCCUGAUACAUAAAGUGGCUGAGUAUGAUUUUCCUGAUGUUUUCUCUUUUUCAAUUGGUGCUGAAGAGUCUCGCAGGCUUGUUGUUGCCUUUGAGAGUACAGUCUUGAGACAACUGAGAAAAUCGGAUUUGCAGUCCUCAGAAUUGUUACAAGGAUUGAGAGAGAAGCUGGCUGAUAAAUUGGGUUCACAGGAUAAGGCAGAUGAUAGGGAGAGGAAAGGGAGGAAUGCCUGUGGCAUAUAUCGUCCCCCCAGAGCCAGGUUAUCACAAAAACAGAGCCCAUCUCCUUCAAACAGCACUGAAGACAAGAGAGAAGAUUUUGUUGGAAUGGAAAAGCUUGAAAAACCACACAGGAAGAAGCGGCCAGACAUUCAGGUAUAUGUUCCAAGGGCAAGAAGAUUGCAAGAAGCUCAGAAAAAUGAAGUAUCACCUGAGUGUAAGCCCCUGCAAAAAGAAACUAACAUUGAUAGCAGUGUGAAACAAAUUGAUAUUGAUCAGUUUCAAACAGAUGCCAACAGUGACCUUAUCCGUGAAAACAAGAGAGAGACAAAGUCUUUGAAAGUGCGAAGAAGGAAGUCUCCUGGAGAAAGCUCAUCUCCUUUGAGGCUUAAGUCACCUAGAACACCAAUGAGAAGGAACAAAGAAGUACAAUUUGGAUCUUGUGAUGUGGGAGACAAUGAUGGUGCAUGUAACAAGUCUUCUGAACAGAAUGUGAAAUCAGAAACUACUGUUGUAAAACAGGAACCAUGUGCACAAGCAAGGGAUUCCUCUUUGCUUGUGGAUCAGAGAGACUCUACCUGCUCCUCUGAGAAGAUGCAGGCUGAUGACAAAGAUGUGCCUUUGUUGGAACUUGAGUCAAAAUCAGAACUGGAUUGUGGUAGUGAAGAAAGGACUGUUUGCAAUGGAUCAGACCACUUUAUUGCUACUCCUGUGAUGGAUAUUGAUAUGGCUGAUAACAGACAGCAGAUGGAAGUCCCUACUGAUGAGUGCAAUCUUUUUGAGAAACAACAACCUGUAUCAGCUGUAGAUGAUGAAGCAGGUUCUAUUCCUAAACCCAGGCUUCAUCCCCCCAGUCCAAAGGAAGAGAAAAGGGAAAAGCCAGAAGACUCGGAGAAUGAGGAUCCAGACUCUUGGGAGAAACUUUUUGAUGACUCUGGAGACUGCUUGAACCCUGCCUUGCUUGAACAGCUCACCCUUGCAGUUGGAGAUGUAGAAAUUGACGCACCAAAAUUUGACUACUACGAGUAUGAAGCCAAGGACCCAACAUUCCUGGAGGAUGACCUGAGCCAUGUUCUUGAAAUUUAUCAGUUUCCUGCUGAAUUUCGAACAGAAGAUCUGAUCUCUGCUUUCUCCAGCCUCAAUAAUCAAGGCUUUAAUGUGAAGUGGGUUGAUGACACCCAUGCUUUGGGGAUUUUUGACAACCCUGUUAAAGCAACAGAGGCCUUAGCAGUCCAGCAUCCCCUGAUGAAAGUUCGUCCCUUGUCCAAAGCUACUCAGGCUGCAAAAAACAAAGCCAAGAAAUUGGCACCAUUCUUGCAACCCAUGAAACCCCGUCCACAAACUUCUGCUGCCUUAGCUAGACGCCUUGUUGGAGGGGCCCUGGGAGUCCGUAUUCCAGUACCAAAGCAACUUCAAGACCAGGAAAGAAAACAGCUCAUUGAAGCCAAAGAGAGGAAGAAACAGGCUGCAAGACAGCGGGAAGAUGCAUGGGAGGGAAGGGUAUAACUGCAUGACAUAUACCUGCAAUAUCAGGAAGUAGGACUCUGACCUCAUUUAAAAUGUUGCACUUGUUUCCAAAUGUGGUAUUUUGGUGAUUUAAUAUAUUAUAAAUAAUGACAAGAUCUCUGGGUAGGGAACAUGUGAUAAAUUGAAGAGAACCUGCUAGCUUUCAUGUCCUGUUCCCUCCUUUAAUGGGUUUAACACAAAGUUUAUCUGUCCAAACAAGAGCUUGGGGAAACCAUCACUGCUCCUGAAGACUUGGAAAUUAUUUUCACAUAUCGAGUGGACUAGGACAGGAAAUGCUCAGCGGGAUGUCAGCAAAAGUAGUUUCUUUGGGUGAAUUUAUUUUGUAUUAAUAUUUUUUGCAUUUCAUCAUGGUGAGGUCACUUGGAUUUUUAAUGCUCAUACCAAUCAUGUUGAUGUCGAUUUAAACAGACAGAAAUCUCGUUUGGGCAGAUAAACAAUGCAGGUAUAUGAUUUGUUAUUGACAGACAUGGAAGUUGUGUGAAAAUACAGGUUUUUAUUUUGAAA
Messenger RNA from Darwinula stevensoni, 2337 nucleotides. The record is from the annotation of a GenBank genome assembly. NCBI's taxonomy places the organism in Eukaryota, Metazoa, Arthropoda, Ostracoda, Podocopida, Darwinulidae.